ACUGUGUGCUGCCCAAUCCUGGCUCUCCCUCUUCUGUCCUUUCUCACCUCUGUGUCCUCCCAGGCUGUCAAUCUUGAGAGUCCAGAGCAUCUCGGAACCAUGAAUGCAACUUGUAAAGCCCUCACAUGGCCUGCUUCAGUCAACUAUGUCUUCUUCACCUACUCCGUCUUGCUGCUGGUGUUGGGCCUGCUUCUCAAUGGCCUGGCACUCUGGGUGUUCUGCUGUCGCAUGCACCAGUGGACAGAGACCCGCGUCUACAUGACCAACCUGGCUGUGGCUGACCUCUGCCUGCUCUGCUCCUUGCCAUUCAUGUUGUACUCCCUGAGACACACCUCAGACACACCCGUCUGCCAGCUCUCACAGGGCAUCUACCUGGCCAACAGGUACAUGAGCAUAAGCUUGGUCACCGCCAUCGCCAUGGACCGCUAUGUGGCAGUGCGGCAUCCGAUCCGUGCCCGUGAGCUGCGGUCCCCGCGACAGGCUGCAGCAGUGUGUGUGGCCCUCUGGGUGGUGGUGGUCUCCUCCCUCGUAGUGCGCUGGCACCUGGGGCUGCAAGAGGGUGGCUUCUGCUUCAGGAGCCCCAGCAGGCACAACUUCACCACCAUCUUCUCACUGCUGGGAUUCUACCUGCCACUGGCCAUAGUGGUCUUCUGCUCGUUACAGGUGGUGACUGCGCUGGUGCGGAGGCCGACCACUGAUGUAGGGCAGGCAGAGGCCACCCACAAGGCCACCCGGAUGGUCUGGGCCAAUCUGGCAGUGUUCAUCAUCUGCUUCCUGCCACUGCAUGUGGUCCUGACAGUGCAGGUCUCCCUGGGCCUGAACACCUGUGCUGCCCGUGAUACCUUCAGCCGUGCCCUGGCCAUCACAGGCAAGCUCUCAGACGUCAACUGCUGUCUGGAUGCCAUCUGCUACUACUACAUGGCCAAGGAGUUCCAAGAGGCAUCCAUGCCAGCCAUGUCCUCUAAUAAACCCCACAAGAGCCAAGAUUCUCAGAGCCUGACCCUCACCUAGAAGAAGCAAGCAAGUGCCAUGGGCCAGAGGAACCUGUGAUAUUAGUCAGGACCCUCCAAAUCAUCCUGAACCUGUUGUGGGUUUUGAACACUCGAGAACACCCAGGUGGCCUAGAGAGGCUGCAUCCACUCCCCUGAAAGGGCCAGAGCACUGAGACUCUAAAGUCCAACUUGAAGGGCCCUGGAACAAGACCACAUACCUGCCAUCCCACAUCAAGAACCCCUGGGGCAACAGAGUGGGGCCUUGAUGGCCAGCCACUGAGUUCAUCUAGAGCUCUUCCUGGAGUCAGUCCUGGCAAGACCCUCGGUGGCACCCAGAUCCAAGUGGUGAGAGGCAAAGAAGGAACAAGGAGCCAGGAGACAUUAUCUCAGAGGACCCUCUAAUGGCUGCUUCCUUUUGGGACCUCCAAACUUCAUGUCCUGUGUAGGGCUGGGCAAGAGGGCAACAGCUGUGAUCUGGAAGUCUGUCCUCUAAGGCCCAUGGCUGUCGAUGCUGCUCUGGCUCUGUAUUCAGGAAGAUUCUAGCUCAGGAGACCCCAUGGUCACAAAGCCGCAUUUCAGCAGUAGCAUGGCUGUUGAAGUCCUGAGCCUCUUGGUGGUGUUUCCAUUGUAUAGUGGGCUUGUUGAUCAUGAGGCCGAUGGCUGUGGUAGUGGUCUGCUGGAGUUUGGCUGUGAGGAAAGUUGACAUUUGGCUUGGUACCUGCACUCUCUGAGGAUGUGGCCCCAGGGUGUGUGAAGAUAAGGAAUUGCCACAAAGCCAGUUCCACAUUUGGAGGUGUCAUAGCCUUCUCUCUCUGUGCUUUGUCUUUUGUCUUGGCCCAAAUGCUACAGUCAUACCCAGAGCCAGAGUUUCUCCAACUGGUGGUUGACCCUCCCCACUCCCACUUCAUCCAGUGUUUACUGCCUAAUUGAUGUCUGUUUUGUAUGACCUUUUCUGUAGAAACCAAGUCUGUUGACCCUGUAGACACUAAAGAAAGGAUUCCAUCCAAGUAUAGACUGGUGAAGCAGUUAACUGGCGUUGCUUACAAAAGCCUGGGACUCUCGUGUGGCUCAGUCACUGAAAAGGCCCACUUGGCCUAGGUGACAAUCACAAAGGCUGCACUGCUAGACUACCAAUUCCUAGUGUACUCACACCUCAUAUACACCCCAGACAUUUGUGCCAGACUCGAUGCAGCUGGGAGCCAUGGCCUGGACCCCAGGUCCACUGACCCUGUGUCCCUCUAAGUGGGAGUGUUAACAGCUUCAUGACCGACAGUAAUCUAUUUACCACAGUUGUAUUGUGCAUGUUUCAUUGCCGUGCCUGGGGAUCACAGCAGCAGUUUCCCUGUUCAUGGCUGAUGCUCGUCCUAAGCUGGAGGAAAUGGCUUUUCUACCUCUCUCAGCCACUCUUCCUUCAGUUCUUCCAUUCUUUCCACCCUCUCUUCUGCAAUAGUCUCUGAGCCUUCACCUUGUAAGGGAUGAUGUAUCUAUAGAGUGUAAAAGUAUAUGAUAUAUACAUAUGUACCUAUGGUUCCUUUCCGAGUAUUUGCCUCUGGACGACAAGAACAGACACUUAUUCUAAGUAGCUUGACUGUCAGAGGAGAUAGAGCACCAGAAGGGGAAGGAACAGAUCAUUUGGGACCCCUGAAGCCACUCUUGGUGUGUAGUAGGAGGUUCCCUGCCCACUGAACCAGCAGAGCCUUGAUGAAGACAGAACUCUACCCUCCUCAAGUAAACUCAGCUUUAUGGGAAAAUCCCAUGUUCCCACAGGCUAGGCUUAGCCAUCUGUCCUGAUGGUGCAGAAGGAUGGGCGGAAAGUGAAGGACAAUCUUGGCACAAAAGCUGCAAAAGUAUUACAGUUAAAAAAAAUAAAUGAUGAGACAGUGAUAUGGCUCAUCUGGCAAAGGUGCUUGCAACCAAGCCUGAGAACCUGACUCAAGCCCUGGAACCAACAUGGUGGUAGGAGAGAACCAUAUUGUACACGUUGUCCUCUGACCCCUGGACUUACCCCAAAUCAAUAAACAAAUGCUAAAAAUAAUAUACUAGAAAAACUUGUUGGCAAAAGGAAGGCUGAACCUCAUACCACUCCUGGCCAAGGCCAACUAGAACUGGUCAGGGCCAGUGAAGUAGGCACACUCCAGAGUAUCGGAAGGUAACCUGUGACUUAUUAAAAACUGCAUUUGACAGAAAUUCAUGAGAAAGCCCAUGCUAUACAAAUAACUUUCCUAAAGCCCAAUCUGUGUAUUGGUUAGUUUUGUUUUAGUCAGUCAGUUAGUUAGUUUAAAUCAGCUUGACACACCUUAGAGUCAUCUGCAAAGAGUGAACCACAAUUGAGAAAAUGCCUGUGAGACUGGCCUGUAAGUAUCGUGGGCUCUACUCAGAAUAGCCAGAAAUUGUAAACAAUCUAUGUAUCCCUCAACAGAAGAAUGGAUAAAGAAAAUGUGCUACUUUUACAUAAUGGAGUAUAACAGCCAAGGCUACAGAGAAACCCUGUCUCAAAAAGCCACACACACACACACACACACACACACACACACACACACACACAAAUGGCAUUAUGAAAUUCACAGGUAAAUAGAUAUACUGAGGCCUGUGAGAGAACAACAACCAAGGACUUUAGAACUCAUGGAAUGCGGCCCACCUGUUAGCACAACCUUGAUGAAUGUGCCUGAGGAGGCAGAGCCUGAGGACUGUGCAUCCUGAGGACCUUAUGGUGUUGUGGAGCAUUGUUCUGCUUGCUGGCCUCUGGUUACCACAUCCCUCAUAAUGUGUGAGUUGUGCCCCUUACUGGGCAGUAUCAAAAUAAUAAUGCUUGAUCUCUUUCAGGCAUUGUUGCAGGAGCGGAUUAAUGCUUCAUCUACCACCCUUGGAAAGAACCUAGAGAUGCAGAUUGUUAUCAGUGACCACUACCCUUAGAAAAAAUUUAGAAAAAUAGAUUGUUUAAUAAGGCUAGGCAAAGGUGUUUCUUGUCAGUGGCUCUGAUGUAGAAAAUCUUGAGGACACAAUCUGAAGUUCAGAAAAGUACACUCUUAAUGGUUGAGCUAGGGACUUUUUGAAGUUAGGGAGCAAGGACAAUAGCUCAAAUUAACACUAGCUGACGUUAUUCUCGCUGAAGCUGAGCUUUAAGGUGAACUUUUUGUACCCGUUUUUGCCCUCAGCUUCAUGAUUUAAUAAAAAUUGUUAGUGAGUAGAUGUGCACCUUGAGGAUUUAAAGUAGAAAUGGCUGAUUGUUUUUUAUAUCAAAGUUUAGAUUUGUGAUUCUUUUUAGAUUUUAAAAGAUUGCUUUUAUAAGCUAAUUGAUUCUUUCUUUGUAACCGCAAAUUACAGCCCAUAGAGAGGAGCCGGGUGCGACAGACCCUUGCCUGCCUACACUUUGUUAAUCUAUAACAAGUUGUAUAUGGGUCCUUGGGAAUAAUUUGUUUUCACAUUUGUUUUUUCACCCAUAAUACGUGAGGGCAUUGAGGAACAUGUAAGUAAUCAUUAACUUGAAGAUGGAAUGUAGCCACACUGUGAUUUUUGUAGUGCUUGAAAGAUUUUGCUGAGAUAUAUAAGCUGCAGAGAAAAAAAAUAAAGUUAUAGGCGCCUGUGAAU
Psammomys obesus (fat sand rat) is the source of this 4580-nucleotide messenger RNA. It is a transcript of the gene Gpr35, whose product is annotated as G protein-coupled receptor 35. Gene Ontology annotation, molecular function: G protein-coupled receptor activity. The transcript is spliced from 2 exons. Gene Ontology annotation, biological process: positive regulation of Rho protein signal transduction; phospholipase C-activating G protein-coupled receptor signaling pathway. Bases 100 to 1011 code for a protein of 303 amino acids. Lineage: Eukaryota; Metazoa; Chordata; Mammalia; Rodentia; Muridae. The record is from RefSeq and is a predicted model, not a curated record. Gene Ontology annotation, cellular component: membrane.